AUGGGAACCACGAGGGAGGCUGAUAGGAUGAGAGCCAGAAUGGUAAAUAUCCUCCGGAACGAAAUGAGCAGACCAAGGGUCCUGACGCCCCAGGAAAAGGUGAUUGAAGCAUGGAAAAGGGAGACAGUGGAGUUCCUGAAGAGAAGAGGAAAAGAAAUUAUAAUUAUAAACUCUGACAAGGGAAAUAAAACCACAAUUAUGAACAAAGAAGAAUAUAGGGAAAAGAUGAAAAUAGUGGUGAAUGAUGAGAGGGUGUCAUUUGUGGGAAGCCCAACAUACAAUUUGGCGAGGUUUGUAGCUUUCCAGCUCUCUCCAUUGGCGAACAAUCCGUUAAAUAUCAAGAGUUCCGAAGAAUUAUCCACAUUUCUGACAGAACAGAGACUACCUGAGGGUGUGGUUCUCGUGAGCUUGGAUGUAGUCUCAUUAUUUACUAACGUCCCCAUUGAAUUAGUGUUAAAUGAGGUGGAUAGAAGAUUUGGUGAGAUGGAAGGACACACAGCUUUAGACAAAGAUGAACUCACAAGACUUCUCAGUUUUUGCCUUACCUCGGGGUAUUUCCAAUUCGAAGGUGAAUCGUACAUACAACUGGAAGGAGUGGCAAUGGGAUCUCCCAUCAGCCCCAUUGUGGCUGAUAUAGCUAUGCAGCGGGUGCUGGAGAGCAUUAUGAGCAAUUCCCCAUUGAGAAUCAUCUUUGUCAAGAAGUAUGUUGAUGAUUUGUUGGUGGCUAUACACAAGGAUGAUGUGCAACAUGUCUUGGAAAAAUUCAAUGAUUUCCAUCCCAGAAUCCAAUUCACAUUAGAAGAGGAGGUAGAAAAUAAACUGCAGUACUUGGAUAUGUUGCUUCACAGAUCACCAGAUGGACUCAUAAAAUCAGUAGGGUACAGCAAACCAUGCUCUUCUCAGAGGAUGCUAAAUUACCACAGUGUCCACCCAAUCAAUAUGCUUCUAAAUAUGGCCAAGAAUUUCACAAAUAGAGUAAGAAAUCUCACUACAAAAGAUGAUGAAAACCCGGAUGAAGUGAUCAAAAAAGUACUUAGGAAAAAUGCCUUCCCGGAACACAUUAUUCGAUCACUUUUGAGGCCGGAACAAGGACUCCGAGGAGCUGGAGGUACAAAUGUGGAAGAAGCUAGACUGAAUGAAACUAUGGAGUUCCAUUCGAUGAUAUACGUGAGGGGGCUAUCGGAGAGAUGGAAGAAUGCCAUCAAUAAGGCACCUGGAAACAGAAAAAUUGCAUUCAAGCCAACAGAGAUAGUGCGGAAGCAUUUCACAAGGGUAAAAGAUCCCAUACCGAUGGAGCACAAGUCAGACGUGAUAUAUGAUAUCCCUUGUGGGGGCUGCGAUCUUCAUUACAUUGGAACCACGGGGCAGCACCUUAAGAAUCGCCUCCAGCAGCACCGAAGGGACUGCAGGCCCCCAAUCAUCAAUGAACAGGCUUCGGCACUAUGCGCACAUACAUCAAAUACCGGACACAAAUUCAAAUUCGACGACACUAAAAUUAUUGAUACACAUAAACACUAUUUCAAAAGGCUAUUUUUAGAAAUGCUACAUAUCAAUAAAAACAUCACGAGAGUAGUAAACAGAAGACAAGAUAUCGAAAAGCUUUCAGCCGUGUACGCAGCUUUAAUUGGAAUCGAUGACGUCACGGCGAGAGAAUGA
Molecule: messenger RNA, 1656 nt
Organism: Phlebotomus papatasi
Lineage: Eukaryota; Metazoa; Arthropoda; Insecta; Diptera; Psychodidae
Exons: 2
Coding region: 1-1656 (551 amino acids)
Source: RefSeq, a predicted model, not a curated record